CUUUGACUAAGUCAGGUAACCACCCAGCUCAUAUCAGAUGUGAGAGGAAGGCAGCGGGGGAAGACACACAUCCUCAGUUUGUCUAUACGCUCUUUUUAAACUGAAUUGCUUUUUGAGUCUACCAGGAACCAGACACAGAUUCUACAGGCAGGAGGGUCUUUUCACCAUGGCUCCAAAAGGAGGAACAUUUUUAUUUCUCCUUAUUGUGGCCUGUGCAGUCAUGGCUAACCUCCCAACUAUGAAGCCUAAUGAACAUGACUACAAGGACAUGGCCAAAAAACUGAUGGCGAAGUGCCAGAAACAGGGAUACCAGGUGCCUAAGAUGAUGCUGCUGAACACCGUUUUUGAUAACAGUAAUUUGCCUAUGAAUGACAGAAACGCUGACACAUCCAACCCCACCCUUACCGCUUUUCUUGAUGUCCUGAGUUCUGCCACUGGGUACCCAAACAAAGAUUCAAUUAGCCAAAAGCCCAUGGAUGAUUCAGAUAAAAUGACAACCCAGAUGUGGAAUUGCACCCAUCUUACACAAAUGAUCAGGCAGAUGAGGAACUGCUCUGAGGCAUCUGCGUGUUACAUGAGGGCAUUUGUGGCCCUCAAGUCCUGGAAGGCUUUAAUCACACAGGGUGAAAACAACAUGGACCCAGACGACUAUGACACAUUGCUGUGGGCUGCCAAACCUGCACUGGAGGAUAUGGCCUCCUCAGGAGUGAGCCUCCCUCCCAAAGUAGAUGGCGGAAACAUGAAAAAGAUGAUGAUUACGCUGCGGGAGGUGCAUGCUACCAUGUCUGACGAUCAAAGGAGCGAAGUGGCAAAAUGGGCAAAAGAGCAGAUCGCUCAGAAUAACUUCAACUGCACAAUGAUGCCACCAUCUGACUCAAGAUCAACACAUAUGGAGCGCUGCAAACCUUCACUGGAAUGGCUGGACUUGGACGCGAUGACCGAGAUGGGGCCUUACCUCUCCCAUUUAGCAUCAAGUGAUCUUGAUUCUUCUCCAAAAGAAAAGCUGUGUGAAUUUUUCCACUCAACCAAGCUCAAAUCCAGCAUUAGCGAGACGACCAAAAUAAAACCCAGCCUGGGCACAACGUUUCUCCAAAAAGUUAAGGAGUGCUUCGGGGGAAAGAUGGAGUUCGCACAGCAUGUGGACAAGCUUGGUGCACUGGCUUGUUUUUAUUUCGACCCACCACACUUAACUUCUGACCUCGCCAAGAAAUUCCUCUCUGAGCUUGACAACUGCGAAGGCCCCAGAAUCACAUCGGUGAAGAAGCACCUCGUAAAGUCUCUGUUUGCAAAUUCCAGCCCUGCCGAAGCACUAACUGAGCUGGGCAGCAGUGUUACCUUGUUGACCCCCAGACAACUGUCUGAAAUCAAUGGCACUGAUCUCAAAGAGGUUCUGAAAAAGCUGGGUGAUAAGGUCAAAUGGACAAAGGCCCAGCUGCGCACUCUGGUCAAAAAACAGCUGGGCGAUGACGAGUGUAAAGACGUGUCAGGUGAGGAGCUGAAGGCGCUUCAGUCAGUCGCAGAGGGUGUGCCGAACUGUGUCCUCAAGCGCGUUAAAGCCCGGGAGAUCCUGGAUGACACAGAGGCUCUGAAGAACAUCUCCAAGCGGAUGAAGAAGGCACAACUGAAGGCCAUGCUGCAGGGGCUGCAUAAGGAUAUGGAUCCCUCAGAGCUGGUGAAGAAGUUGUCCGGCCCUUUACUUCACAGUGUUUCUCUAAACAGACUGGAAAAAGCAAACAUCACCUCUUUGGAAGAAGUGGGGAAUAAAACAUGGAGUCAGUCACAGGCAGCAUACCUGGCAAGAAAAAUGCAAAAACUAAAAAAGAAUCUUCAGUUUUGGAAGCUGCAUUCAGUGAUCCAGGGCAUAACCUGUAAGAUGGUCGACAACGUUGCUGACAGUGACACUCGGGACAUGGCUGAGGCCAUGACAGAGACUCCACAGUGGCUCUCCAAAGUGCAGGCAGGAUGUGCUGCCCGAAAGCUUUUUGUGACUUUGGAGAAAGAGAGAGCCGACUAUUUCAAAACCAUCACAGGGGACGAGCUGGGCAGAAUUCCUACCUUGUUACUUAUUCACCUGUGGCCUUCCAAGGUGAAGGAUUUGCCUGACUCUGUGUGUCCCAUCUUCCUCGACAAGAUGGAAAUGGCCAACCUGAGCUCAUUGUCUCUUCAUGCCCCGUCUCGCCCUGCGCUCACCCAGAAGGCCCUGCACUGCCUGGCCAAUGGGACAGAUUUAUCCGUACUGACCACUAACGAUAUGUCCAGGCUCGGACCGCUCUUGUGCGAGCUGUCGGCUUCCCAACUGCGCCUCAUGGCCCCUGAGGUCAUCAACUCCAACCUCCAGGCCAUGGCUUCCUGCCAGCACAUUCCUAAAGACCACAGGGCAGAUCUAAUUCAGCUGGUCAACCAGACUUUUGGGAAUCCAUCUGAUUGGUCCCCUGAGACAAUGGAAAUGCUCAGUCCUCUCCUCAUUUUGGAUGAUAAUGCCAUAUCUGCUCUGCCCAAUAAGCCGUGGAUGAAGGACAUUCUCUAUUUUCUGGAGUCACGUAUGUCCCUAAGCUCAGACGCCCUGAGAAAGAAACUCUUCAGUCUCGCCACCACCUCAAACACCACAUCAAAUGCAGUGCGUAGAAAGAGAGCAGCUGACAGCAACAAUGGUAGUGACCAUGAUAAAGUACCCACUGUGCAGUUGAUCGAAGAAUUGCAAAUGGAGAACGUCUACUGGACGGCUGCACAGCUGGACCUGAUGUCAAAGGACACCUUCCUCGCCACUGUAGAAAUACUUGGGUCCAUCUGUAACUACAAUGCAGACCAACUGGCCGUGCUCAGUAAAAAAGCAGCUCAGGCCUUUGGACCAGUGUCACAAAUGACUGAGAAUGAUGUGAUGCAGAUGGGAUGUAUAACUCAGGGCCUCUCUGACGCAGACCUGGAGAAGCUCCCCCUCCCUCUGGAUGCUAUGGAGGGAAUUGCCCACUGCGGCUGGAAUGAUUCACAGAUGGAGCCGUUAUGGAAGGGUGUUGCUAAAUAUAACAACCUGACAGCGGAGAAGCUGGAAGCUGCAGAGAUGGUGGCACUGAACCGGUCCAUCUGUGGCCUCAGCUCCACUGAGAUCCAACAGCUCAACAAGGAAGCUUUCAAGGAUGCUGUGGGCUCAAUGGAUGGUAUUCAGUGCUCCUUCAAGGUUACACAGCAGCUGAAAACUCUUGCUAUGUCAGCAUUUGGAGAACCCAGCUCCUGGACUGAAGCGCAAGUGGCCGACUUAGGCAACAUCAUUGCUGGAUUGGAUGCAAAUGAGUUGGCUUCUUUGGACCCACCUGUCUUUUCAUUUGUCAAGGGCACCUGCAUCCCACGCAUACCACCAGACAACUUUGCUGCACUCUCUGUUGUUCAGCUGCAGGCUCUUGGUCCUGACAACGCUGCUGUGGUAACUGCUGAACAGCGAGCUGCGCUGGAGAAUGCCCAACAGGAUGCUCUUGACAGGGCUGUUACCGGGUCCUCUGAGCAACCAUCACGCACCAGCGAGUCAGGAGCUCCAUCACUGAGUGUCGAGGGGAUCUCUGCUUUCAUGAAACCCAUUCUGUUUCUCCUCAUGGGUUUCCUGCUGCUGUGAGACCAGAGUCACCACAUCUGUCUACAAAACCUGCAGAAGCUUUAAUUAACCACACAGUCUCAUUUCUAUCAUUUCCAUUAUUUCUAUUAUAUUAUUCUAUUAUAGAGCACUUGUGACACCAUUUAAUUCUUCAAGUUUAUCUUAUUUGAGAUGAAGACAUGCUUCUCCUAGAUUGAUUGUCUGAGAUAAUUUUUGUGUGGAGGAGUGUACACAACACAACAUAAUCAAAUGACCAGGUAAGAUGUGUUGGGAUUCUUUAUUAUUACUUUUUAUCAAGUUCAUUUUUAAAUAUAUCGCUAUAUUUAUGAGAAAGUAUAUUUUAAUAGAAGAAAGAGAGAUAUUAUGUGUCAGUCUUGGGAUAUCUUAAGAUCUCACAAUUUGCAUAUUUGACACUGUACUAACAAAAUGGAGGAUGACAAAUGAUUCAA
Lates calcarifer (barramundi perch) is the source of this 4032-nucleotide messenger RNA. RefSeq names its product otoancorin (gene otoa). The record is from RefSeq and is a predicted model, not a curated record. NCBI's taxonomy places the organism in Eukaryota, Metazoa, Chordata, Actinopteri, Centropomidae. Gene Ontology annotation, cellular component: cell surface. The coding region runs from base 167 to 3604 and encodes 1145 amino acids. The transcript has 29 exons. Gene Ontology annotation, biological process: cell-matrix adhesion.